AUGAGCGGACCGCGUCGGAACACUUCCGCGGUCUAUCUUAUCGCCGCCGAGGCAAGGACGAACACAAUCUCUGGAGCUCACCUUACACAGGUCACACAUACCCACCUGCUCCAGGACCAGCGUCACAUGGACCGCUCCCGACACUUCUCGUUCGCCCGCGACAUCUCGUUGUCGGGUGUAUGUUUGUGUAUAGUGUUGCGGUCGGUCCGUCGUAAUCCGUGUCCUCAAACAAAGGCCGGUCUGUGUUGGGUGCUGGUCGUAUGA
Messenger RNA from Danaus chrysippus (African queen), 264 nucleotides. Lineage: Eukaryota; Metazoa; Arthropoda; Insecta; Lepidoptera; Nymphalidae. The record is from the annotation of a GenBank genome assembly.